UCUGUGUUUGUGUGUGAAACUUCAUAUAACAUUAAAUCUGCGGAGAUGUGGUGAUGUAGCUGGUUUGUACGUACGUUAACUUGAAUUGUUUGUUUCAUUGGUUGCGUAUCACGCUGGAGAUAGCUAACGCAAUGGUGGCUCCUCUUGAGCGUGGAUUUUUAGUUAAGUGAUGUGGAAUAGGAACAAACUCCGGACCCCUUGAGUUAGACAUUUGAAGUAGCCGUCCAUCGCCGAUGUACGGCAUGGUGGCAUAUUGGCUAUUGUCUGGAACCACAAAUGUUCCAAUUAAGCCUCCAAAACCAAGAUGAUGAGCAUAAACUAAAUGGGUUUUGCAUAUAUUUUUAAAUGUAUAUGUAGAAGAAGUAUGGAAAAAUCAUACCCGCUGUUUUCUGAAAAUAGACCAAAAUGUAACAUUGUGGGUAUUACAGUUCUGUGUGUUUUCGAGAACUAGGCAAGUUCAUGAAUAGAAGUUAGCAGACGAAACUCAUGGUCUAUCGAUCUGUCAACGUCCUUAUUCUCGUCUAUCAUGAGAUGUAGGUAAUGCUUGAAAGACGAUGAAAAGACAGAAAGUGGUCAAAAUGAGUUUUCUCUACAGCUUGCUGGACACACUUUUAGUGACAGGAUGAGGAAUUUGGUGAUCUGCAUGGACUUUAAAAGAUUCACUGUUUCUUUGGAUUAAGAUGAGCCUGGACCACCUCACCUGACAUCAAAUAAGGGUGUCAGCCUGCUUGAUCUGUUGUUCUGUGGAUGAACCACUGGGCAGAGGCCCUGGGAUAGACCCCAUGACAUUCUAGUGGGGUUAAAUCUUCCAGCUGAUUUGGGGUCGCCUGGGCAUACCCUAAAGGGAUUUUGAAGGAGAAGCUGUUUUGAAGAUGGAUGGCUAUUUUACAAUUCAUGGUAGUCCUAAUCGGCUAUAUUGCAGAAAGAUCAUUUUGAAAAAUCCCAUUAAUCUAAAUUUCUGAUUAAAAGUAAUCUCUAGUAGGUAUGGAACAUGUAUCUUACUUUAGUUCCCACAUCCAGAGAUGCUUCUUAAAGGAUGUCCGAUCAUUUUUAUUGAGCACUAGCCGGUGUUCCUGACAGUCAUACAACUUCCUGUUGGUGUUACAGCUCUGGGCCACACUGACAUCUAGCAGAUGUCAGAGACCAGUGACAAAGUGUCCCAGCCUCAGGCAGGCACAGCUGCAGCUGAUAUGGACCCUGUGGAGUUCACCUUGCGCAAGCGGCUGCCCCGGAAGCUCCCACGCCGCCGCAAUGAUGUCUAUGUCAACAUGAAGACUGAUUUCCGUGCACAGCUAGCCCGCUGCCAGAAGCUGCUUGAUGCAGCCGGAUCAGGCCACAGGGAGAUAUAUAUCCACGGCCUGGGCUUGGCUAUCAGCCGUGCCAUCAACAUUGCCUUGCAGCUCCAAGCCUGCAGCCAGGGGGCACUGCAGCUGGCUGCAAACACCUCCACUGUGGAACUGGUGGAUGACCUUGAGCCAGAUGACCCAGAUGAGGGAGAAGUCCUGACCCGCACCCGCAACAAUUCUGCCAUCCACAUUAAAGUGUUUUAUCCGGACCCAAAGUGAGAGCUGAGCUGUCGCUAUGGAGACCAGGCUUCCCUUGCCUGUGUUUAAUGCCCACUAAUGAUGGUAUUUGUAUUUAUGGUAUUUCUCGACCCCACUAGAUGGUGCUCUUGGCUUGCUUUGAGGCAUGCUUUUGACACCAUCUAGUGGGGUCAAAAAGUACCGCAAAUGGUUCAUGAAGUGUCAUUUUUGCUAUCACUAAUGUGCACCAAUGAGUUGAGGAGAUCCUACGAAUUCUUGGUAGAUACCGGAGUCAUACGAUUGUCACAAGAUCAGUCUGUGCCAUUUCUAGUUUCUGUCUUUUGUUUUAAUGAUUUCAGUCCUAUAGCUUUUCAUCUUUUUGGUGAAUUUUGUGCCGUUUGCCUCCUGGCCUGUGUAAAAUGUACUUUGUGUGAAGGGGGAUGAAAUAAGCUAUAAAGGUUUACAGGUGUAAUUUGGUACCUUGGGGCAACUACCUUAAAUUUGCAUUUUUCUUUUGCUGACAGUUCUCAAACAUACUGGUCAGUUGUGGUAGCAGGAUGUGUUAAUAGAAGCUUCUUGAACAUUUGUGGCUAUUGUUUAUGUAUAAAAUUAGAAUGUAUGCAUGAUUGUGAGGUAUUUUCAUGUUAAAUCUAUGUGGAUUAAAGUUAAGAUUAAAAACUUAUGUUCCUGUUAAUUUUACAAGGAAAUAUGACAAGUUUAUGUUCUGUGUUCCUUGACUGAAAUGUUUGAGGCAUUAGGUUGCAGUGUCACAGAUUUACCUGUAGAGGGCAAAAAGUACUGUUAUAUUCAAUUAACUCAGUGCUCUGCAAAAUACUAGAGUUUUUUUAUUUUAUUAUUAUUAUUUUAUUUUGGACUUUACCAGUCUGUCACUGGAAGAAAUAAACCUGACAAUAAAGGUG
Messenger RNA from Paramormyrops kingsleyae, 2443 nucleotides. RefSeq names its product POP7 homolog, ribonuclease P/MRP subunit (gene pop7). Gene Ontology annotation, cellular component: nucleus; nucleolar ribonuclease P complex; ribonuclease MRP complex. The record is from RefSeq and is a predicted model, not a curated record. NCBI's taxonomy places the organism in Eukaryota, Metazoa, Chordata, Actinopteri, Osteoglossiformes, Mormyridae. Gene Ontology annotation, molecular function: nucleic acid binding. Gene Ontology annotation, biological process: tRNA 5'-leader removal.